This is a messenger RNA of Malus domestica (apple), 1192 nucleotides long. NCBI's taxonomy places the organism in Eukaryota, Viridiplantae, Streptophyta, Magnoliopsida, Rosales, Rosaceae. The record is from RefSeq and is a predicted model, not a curated record.
CACUUGAACGGCCAAAAAGUACUUUAAAGUUCAAAUAAACGAAAAAAAAAUUGCACGCGAGGCUUUGGCUACCAUCCACUCCCUUACCGUUGGGAAACGUAUAUCUGUUCAAGGCGACGGCAGGCAUCCACUCCCCGGCUGUUGGAUUUUUCACUCCUCUCAACUCUCAGAUCAUUCACUCCCGAGUUCCUCCAUUGCCGAUCCGCAGUGAGUUAGUGAGUGAGUGAGGAUGGCGGAUAGUGGAAUAGAGAUAGAGAAAGUAGAGUGGUUGGAUCCAGAGAUGGAGUUUCUGGCAUCGAAGCGAGAGACGGGGAAUGAGUGGGAGCUCUUUAAGGAGAAUGUUAGGCCCUUGAAGAGAGGCCGCAAAGUCGCCAUCUUAAACGAAGCUCUCAAAGUUCACAACGACAAUCAACUCAAGAUGUCCCUCCUUGACCAAAGAAGGCUGUUGAUUCAAGCGAUUGACGAGUAUAAAGGCGAGGAUCCUCUCCACCCAUGGCUUGAGUGUAUCAAGUGGGUUCAGGAAGCAUUUCCACCUGGUGGAGAUUCCUCGGGGUUGGUGGUGAUAUACGAGCAAUGCGUACGUACAUUUUGGCAUUCAGACCGUUACAAGGAUGAUCUCCGCUAUCUCAAAGUCUGGUUGGAAUAUGCUGAAAAUUGUGUAGAUGCUCAAGUCAUAUACAGUUUUCUUGAUGCAAAUGAAAUCGGGAAGACACAUGCGGUUUUCUACAUCUCGCGCCGGCCAAGGCAUGGCCACACGCGCAGCAUGUGCGUCAUCUUCGCCGGUCGCCGCCGUCUGGUUCACCAGAAUCUGGAAAAAGUCUCCGAUUUCUGGGUUGUUUCUCCUUCAAACCUUCACCAGAGACCUCGGGGAGUUGAGUGGAGGCCUUUAGACUUUCUAAAAACUUGUAACUCGCUCGUACCUCAUCGGGAAAAACUGAGUCGAGUUAGACCUUCUGAGUUUGACGUCCAAAACUCGGUCAAACCACGAUCCAAGGGUAUGGUUGUGUUCGUGGUGGUGAGACGAAUUCGAAGGUGUGGUUUUAAGGUCACGUUAAUGAGGUUUGAGGGUGGUUCAUCCUUGUUGCAGAGAGAAAGAGAGAAAAAAGAGAGUGAGAGUUGCUUUCUGAUUGGUGAGGUAAGAGAGGGAAGAGAUGUGAGUGGUGGAGAGGGAUUGGAGGGAUUUGAUUGGUGA